Molecule: messenger RNA, 1945 nt
Organism: Daldinia loculata
Lineage: Eukaryota; Fungi; Ascomycota; Sordariomycetes; Xylariales; Hypoxylaceae
Product: MFS general substrate transporter
Exons: 5
Coding region: 374-1825 (483 amino acids)
Biological process (GO): transmembrane transport
Molecular function (GO): transmembrane transporter activity
Source: RefSeq, a predicted model, not a curated record
GACCGACCCAUCCGAGCUACGGAAAUAAGGCCUAAAAAAACCUGCUGGCUUUGUUAAUGUGGACGUUAUUCGACGCCUCAACCCGAAUCCCGAGCCGACACCCCUACAUAAUCUAGCAGUGUGGAGGGCGACCCAUUCUAAUGAUAAGCAUAUGGGAUAUCUGAUUGGGUCCAAGUCGUCAAUUAUCUCGAUGUGGUAUCAUUCAGGUCCUAGUAGAAUUUGUAGGUUGCUGACAUCCGCUCCUGAGUGUGCCGAUGCUAGUGGAUAUGUACGUACGUAAUAUAGCGCAUAGCUCUCAACUUCCAGCUGGUAGCCAAAAUCUCUUCAUGAAUUCGUCAGAUGAAGCGAUCCUCACGUAGCUAUCGCAAAGAGAAUGGAAGAGAAGGCCGAGAAACCGACUACACAUGCCCCUGACUCGGACGCAGAUGCGGCGCUCUCUGCCCUUCAGAAAGUCGAGUUUAGUAGCGCAUCUCACCCCAUUCACUGGAGUUCAAUAAAGAAAUGGCCCAUCAUCGCCGUCUACUGCUUGCUUCAAGUAUUCGUUACCCUCUCGACCACGACCUACGUCAGCGCCGAGUUUCUCGUCCAGGAGAAGUAUGGCGGGUCUACUCAAGUAGUAGCUCUUGGUCAGAGCAUGUUCAUCGUAGGGACAGCUGUCGGGCCAGUAUUUUUAGGUCCUCUAUCUGAUAUCGGAGGACGAAAAUGGAUUUAUGUGGUGUCCAUCGGCGUCUAUGCGAUCCUGAACAUCGGCACGGCAUUGGCGCGCAACUUACCGAUGCUGAUCAUCUUUCAAUUCCUCUGCGGAGUUGCCGGGAGCACGGCUCUCUCCAACGUAGCUGGCACUAUUGCUGAUCUCUUUGGCAAUUUGGAUGGAGCUGGCCAGCCCAUGGCGCUGUUCGUGAUGUCGGCAAAUUAUGGUCCAAGCAUAGGCUCUCCUAUUGGAGAACUAAUUACUGAGAACGAGCACCUAGGGCUGCCGUGGAUAUUCUGGAUCAACGUCAUCAUCGCUGGUGGUUUUACCAUCAUCAUGUGCUUCAUUCCAGAAACACUACCGCGGGUCGUUAUUAGUAAAGCGGCCAAGGCACACAAAUCGUCGGAUCCAACUGAGCUCGUUGUUAUGGAAGAACGUAUUGACGUCCUUCGGGAAAUGCGGUUUGUCACCUCGAUGGCGUUUCGCAUUAUGCUGACGGAGCCCAUCGUCACUUUCUUGGGCAUCUACAAUGGAUUUGCUUAUGGGCUGCUCUACUUAUAUCUAGAUGGAGUAUUUGAUGUCUUCGUAGUUAAUAACGGGCUAUCGUAUAUGUCAGCUGAUUUGACAUAUCUUAAUUUCGUCGUCAGCGUAACUAUCAUGUUCGCGUUUGUGCCAGUUCAGACCUGGUUUUACAAGCGCGACCGUAUGAGGAACGGUGGUAUCGGUCGCCCAGAAGCGAGAUUCUUGACUUCGCUCUUAUUCGUCUGGGGCUUCCCGAUAUCCCUCCUAUGGUUCGCUUUUACCUGUGACGGAAGCGUGUCGUUUUGGUCGCCCGUAAUAGCAGGUGGUCUGCUGGGCUUCUGUGACCCGUUACUGUGGCUCAGUAUGCUUAAUUAUAUCGCUGAUUCAUAUACCAAUGUUGCUGCGUCGGCGAUAGCUGCAUUUUUGAUACCAUCUUUUCUGAUUGCGGCUGCCUGUUGCCAUAUAGGUAUCGUCAUGUUUCAUGAUAUGGGUGCUAAGUGGGCGAUGGCGACGUUAGGUUUCAUCUCAUUUGGCCUUGUAGCAUUGGUCUAUGUCUUAUACUUUUUCGGUGCGAGAAUUCGAGCUUGGUCGAAGUUGGCUAGGAAACACUGAGGAUAGAGCAUAUAUGUCACGGUUAGGGAGGGUUUGGUAGUCUAUGCAAGACUAAUAUAAAUUUUUGGUGUGUAUGAGAUUAAACCGACUUGUGAAUCCAUGCAGUUGAAUUUACCUAGG